This is a messenger RNA of Didymodactylos carnosus, 799 nucleotides long. NCBI's taxonomy places the organism in Eukaryota, Metazoa, Rotifera, Eurotatoria, Philodinida, Philodinidae. The record is from the annotation of a GenBank genome assembly.
AUGUGAUCUUAACCGCGAACGCGGCGCGCAAAAAUUUUCGCGGCGCGAUCGCCAAUUUUUCGCGGAACGCGCAAAAUUCGCGGCCGCGACAUAAUCGCGGCAAGAAUAAAGCGCGGAUGUAACUAGGGCUUAUUCCUGUAGCUUUGAGCUGACAAUGAGCAUUUAGCUAGUUCAUUGUCCAAUAAUUGUAAACAAACUCUUCAAAAAAAGGGAAGAGCAGACGACGGGCUUCUCGCUUCGAGUGUAGAAUAGAGAACUAAAAUACUGAAGAACUCGUUUUCAGUUCCCUCAGGAUCGAAGAUUUUACUAUAAAGAUGAAUUAUACGCAUAUAUAUUUCGAACAUGAUUCUCUAGACGGCACGUUGCAGCCCCAGAUUUUAAUCAAGAACAAACAAGCCAUGUUUGUCCAAGAAGAAUUGUCCAGAGACAAUCGUCCCUUCGUCUUCAAAACUCCGCUGAAGUUGUGGAGCUUCCUUCAGCAGUCACUACAUCAUUUCACCGAAGUUCUCAUGUGCAACCGGUAAUGAAUCUACAAAGUUCACAACCGAUUAGAUCAUCUGCCGCUCCCUCAACACCAACUGCUAACCAACAAAAAACUAUCCGAAAUACAGGAAGUCGGAUUCGUGGGCGGAGAGAAGGUCGGAGACAACAUCAACAAAAUACAAAUAAUGUUAAUCAAGAUUCGGUUAAUAUAAGUACCGAUGAUCCUCAUCCAACCCGUGGUGAUCAUCCGGCAAGAACAACAAUUACAAGGAUGAUGCGGGAGGCGAUUAAUCGCUAUAAUGAUUUUUUUGGAUGA